Gadus morhua (Atlantic cod) is the source of this 2242-nucleotide messenger RNA. It is a transcript of the gene olfm3a, whose product is annotated as olfactomedin 3a. Gene Ontology annotation, biological process: signal transduction. The transcript is spliced from 6 exons. The record is from RefSeq and is a predicted model, not a curated record. The coding region runs from base 396 to 1772 and encodes 458 amino acids. Lineage: Eukaryota; Metazoa; Chordata; Actinopteri; Gadiformes; Gadidae.
AGACAUGUUGGUCUGAACAGAAAAACGUCAUGUUCUCGUCGGAUGAACAGCCAUUAACACACAUCCUCAUUCGGCGCGCCCACGCGUAUCAGGUACUGCUCCCCCUCCUCUCUGGCGAUGCCUGAUCGCUCGCAACUUAUCUUUUUUAAAUACAUCUUCUCCCGACCCGAAGUGUCUGUGAGCAUCGCAACCUGUCACUCGGUGUUCCCCUGUCACGCAGGAGCCGUAAUGAGAGGAGUGGAAUCAGUGAAUGCAGGCUGCGGCGGAUCCUGGAGACACGGCGGCGGAACGACGCGGCACCCCGGGUCCCACACACUGCACUAGGAGCUCCGGGUCCCACAGAGGACCGAGAACCAAGAGGCGACCACAGCGGGUGAAGUGGACGGUCCGGAAGCAUGCGGGUCUUGUUGAGCGUUAUUUACCCCGUGCUAUUGCUCACGGUCUUCGGAUUAUAUCCCUCUAUGACCAUCGGUCCCAAGGAGGGAUGGCAGGUGUACAGCUCGGCGCAGGACGCGGACGGGAGGUGCAUCUGCACCGUGGUGGCCCCGGAGCAGAGCCUGUGCUCCCGGGACGCCAAGAGCAGACAGCUCCGCCAGCUCCUGGAGAAGGUCCAGAACAUGUCCCAGUCCAUCGAGGUGCUGAACCUCCGGACUCAGAGGGAUUUCCAGUACGUCAUCAAGAUGGAGAACCAGAUGAAGGGGCUGAGAACCAAGUUCAAGCAGAUCGAGGAUGACAGGAAGUCGGUCAUGGCCAGAAAUUUCCAGGAGCUGAAGGAGAAGAUGGAGGAGCUGAAGCCGCUGAUCCCUGUCCUGGAGCAGUACAAGACGGACGCUGCUCUCAUCUCCCACUUCAAGGAGGAGAUCAGGAACCUGUCUGCGGUGCUCACCUCCAUCCAGGAGGAGCUGGGCGACUACGACUACGACCAGCUGUACCAGCGCGUGCUGCGGCUGGACGGACAGCUGCGCCGCUGCAUGGGCAAGCUCACAUGUGGGAAAUUGAUGAAGAUAACCGGACCGGCUACCAUAAAGACAUCUGGAACCCGGUUUGGGGCUUGGAUGACCGACCCGCUCCCCACAACAAGAAGCAACAGGGUUUGGUACAUGGACAGCUACACAAACAGCAAGAUUGUGCGUGAAUACAAGAGCAUGGAGGACUUUGUGGCGGGUGCGGUCUCACGCACGUACAGCCUCCCCUUCAAGUGGGAGGGGACCAACCACAUGGUGUACAAUGGCUCCCUGUACUACAACAAGUACCAGAGCAACAUCAUCGUCAAGUACAGCUUUGACAGCGGCAGCGUGCUGGCCCAACGGGCGCUGGAGUACGCCGGCUUCCACAACAUGUACCCGUACACGUGGGGCGGCUUCUCCGACAUCGACGUCAUGGCGGACGAGCUGGGCAUGUGGGCGGUGUACGCCACCAACCAGAACGCCGGCAACAUCGUGGUGUCGCAGAUCGACCCCGACACGCUGCACGUGAUGCAGACCUGGAACACCGAGUACUCCAAGAGGAACGCCGGCGAAGCCUUCAUGAUCUGCGGCACGCUGUAUAUCACCAACUCACACAUGUCGGGCGCCAAGGUGUACUACGCGUACUCCACCAAGACCUCCACGUACGAGUACACCAACAUACCGUUCCACAACCAGUACUUUCACAUCUCCAUGCUGGACUACAACGCCCGGGAGAGGGCGCUGUACGCCUGGAACAACGGCCACCAGGUGAUCUUCAACGUCACGCUGUUCCACAUCAUCCAAACGGAUGACGACGAGUCCUAGACGGUCUGUGAAGUGAGGGAGCUCUGAUGUGCCAUGUUUUAUUUCAAAUUUUGCCGAGAACUUUGUUUUUCUUAACAAUUCCAAUGGAUUUCUUUUUGGGGAUAAUUUGCUGAAUUUUAACAUGGACCCCAGUGACUAUAAAAACCUUUUUUUUUUGCUGGAGAACGAAGUGCAAUACCUGAUUUGCCAAGUGUUGGUUGUGCCUCCGAAAUACAUGUUGCUUUUGCAUGAGUGUUAACAUUUUGUCUCAUGUGAAAUACAAAGUGGCUUUGUUUCUGUUGCAGCUCACAAUGUGUUUUGUGCGUCUAAAACCCUUGCAAAUAGCUGCUGCAAUGUGAAAAUAGCUUACCACUAAAUAUAGCAGAAACCCUUUUAAAGUUGGAACAUAACAAUGUUGUACUUAUGUAUGUCACUGUGUGGGAAGUCAAUUUGUAUUUUUUUUCAUAAAAAAGGCAACCAUAUAAAAAGAA